ACUUUCUUCAAAAUGUCGCUGCAACACAUCUUUAUUUUGAAUAUUUGCUAAAUUUGAAACAUAUUACUGCAAAUGUUAAACUUAAAGGCUCCUUAAAUACUCACAAUGAACUCAAGCAAAUUAAUCCGCGCAGCUUUGGGUAAUGUAGCUGCCCUUGGCGAACUAUAUGAUGCAAGGACAGAUAACUUUCUUAACCUUUCAAUCUUUAACAAAAAAAUUCCAGAGGAAGCUAUAAACUUAACUGAUAACCAUUUUUCAGACAUCCAUCUAAUUCAUUCGGAUAGCUACUCAGAGAAAUUUUCUAAACUGGAUGUCAAAGGCGAACUGCAAGUUAGUGUUCUUGCAGGGCUUUUUAACCCUGAAGGUUCAGGUCGUUAUUUAAGUGACAUUAAAACAUCUGCUAAAGCAAUUAAAAGUUCUCUUUUAUACAACAUCAAAACAAUGGAUGAAGUUUUGAACAUUUACCACCAAGAUUUAAAGAACAUUUUUGCUCUGGAAGCAAUUGAAACUGGAUUAGCAACGCAUGUUGUAAUUGGAAUUUCAUGGGGGGCUAAUUCCAUUUUGUCAUGCGAAUAUUUGAACACUGAAAGCCGAGAUGUGACUGAGGUUGAAGGAAGUUUGUCAGCUCAACUCAAAAAAAUUGGCUCAUUAAUAUCAGGCAAAGUCUGAGUGUAAAAAAAAAAAAGGAGGAGAA
Molecule: messenger RNA, 694 nt
Organism: Hydra vulgaris (swiftwater hydra)
Lineage: Eukaryota; Metazoa; Cnidaria; Hydrozoa; Anthoathecata; Hydridae
Source: RefSeq, a predicted model, not a curated record